AGAAGCCCCAAGCCUCGCCCGCCUGCCCGCUCGCUCCCGCUCCCGCUCCCGCUCUCCGUGCGGCGCCAGCGGCGGCUGGCUUUAGAGGGAAGUGCCCGGAGACUCUCGCCUGCCGCCUAAUCGGACCCCUCCCACGCCCACCCUUGUGCAAUUCUCAUUUUUUCUUUUCGGUGGCGGGGCAGUUCUUUGCAUGCUGCAAGCUGAGGACGCUGGUUUCGUCCUUCUGAGCUCGCCUCCGUUGCAACUGCAUCGCAGGCCCGGCGGCGGCGGCGACUCUUUUGCGCCCGGGAGAGGAGCAGCGCGCCCGCGAGACGCACUUUUAAAAACCGGAGAAUGGCUGCGUCCCCCGGGAAGGGGAAGCCGAGCGGGUUUAAAGUGCUGGUCGCGACGCUCUCCGUGGCGUUGGCGUACUCGUACAACAUCGAUCUGGACCACCCGGUGAUCUAUCAAGGGCCCAAUAACUCUUUCUUCGGUUACUCUGUGCUGGAGCAUUACCACGACAAUACGAGAUGGGUCUUGGUUGGUGCCCCAAUGGCAGAUUCUAAAUACAGUCCCUCUCUUAAGUCCCCAGGAGCUGUGUUUAAAUGUCGUGUUCACACUAACCCUGAUAGGAGGUGCACAGAACUGGAUAUGGGUCGAGCUAAUGUUCGGGGAGUACCCUGCGGGAAGACAUGCAAAGAGGAUAGAAAUGAUGAAUGGAUGGGUGUAAGUCUGGCCAGACAGCCCACGGCUUCAGGAAGCAUACUGGCCUGUGCACACCGUUGGAAAAAUGUCUACUAUGAGACUGAGUAUAUUCUUCCACAUGGCUUUUGCAACAUCAUCCCACCCAAUCUAGGCUCCAAUGGUAAAAAAUUAAUCCCUUGCUAUGAAGAGUAUAAGAAGAAAUACGGUGAAGAACAUGGCUCGUGCCAGGCUGGAAUAGCCGGCUUCUUCUCAGAGGAACUCGUCGUCAUGGGAGCUCCAGGAUCUUACUACUGGACAGGAACCAUCAAAGUACUGAAUCUCACUGAUAACACUUAUUUCAAACUGAAUGAUGAAUCCGUGAUAGCCAAGCGGUACACAUACCUUGGAUAUGCAGUGACAGCGGGUCAUUUCUCUCAGCUGACAACCACGGACGUCGUGGGUGGAGCUCCCCAGGAUGGAGGUGUCGGAAAGGUAUACAUUUUCCGCACUGAUAAGAGAUCUGGUUCCUUAAUAAAGAUUUUUCAGGCAUCGGGUAAAAAGAUGGGCUCUUACUUUGGCUCCUCCUUAUGUGCAGUUGAUUUGAAUUCUGAUGGACUUUCAGACCUCCUGGUGGGAGCGCCCAUGUUUUCUGAAAUCCGGGAUGAAGGUCAAGUCACCAUCUACCUCAGCCGAGGAAAUGGAGUCCUGGAAGAGCAGCUUGUUCUGAAUGGUGAUAAUGCCUACAAUGCACACUUUGGGGAAAGUAUGGCUUCCCUGGGGGAUAUUGAUGAUGAUAGAUUUCCAGAUGUUGCCAUUGGUGCUCCUAAAGAGGAUGACUAUAUAGGAGCAGUCUAUAUCUACCAUGGAUACAUUGGUGGCAUCAUAUCUCAAUAUUCUAUGAGAAUAUCUGGAAAGCAGUUAAGCCCCAGGUUGCAGAUGUUUGGCCAGUCCAUUUCUGGAGGAGUUGAUAUGGAUGCAAAUGGUUAUCCAGAUGUGACAAUUGGAGCCUUUAUGUCGAACAAUGUGAUUCUACUAAGAUCCAGGCCUGUCAUUACUGUGGAUGUCUCCAUUUUCCUGCCACCUUCCAUUGACAUCACAGCUCCGCAGUGUCAGGAUGGCCUGCAGCAAGUGAACUGCCUGGAUAUCACAGCCUGCUUUAGUUUCAAAGGCAAGCACGUUCCAGGAUUGAUAGGAUUGAACUAUAACUUGACAGCAGAUGUGGCAAAGAAAGAAAAGGGCAAUCCAAUCCGGGUUUACUUUGUCUCUUCUGGAGAACCAGUGGGCCAGAUCACAGAGCAGUUGCAGCUAUCUUAUAUGCAGGAGAAAUGCAGGCAUUACCUAGCCUAUGUGAAGAGAAGAGUCAAGGAUGUGAUAUCACCAAUUGUAUUUGAAGCUGCAUACAGCCUUGGGGAACACAUCACUGCCAAAGAGGAAAAAGAAUUACCUGCACUUAAGCCUGUACUGCGAUGGAAAAAGGGACAGAAGAUGGCUCAGAGAAAUCAGACUGUUUUUGAGAGGAAUUGUCAAUCAGAUGACUGUGCUGCUGAUCUGAAACUUCAGGGGAAACUCUUCCUAUCCAGUGUCGAUGACAGAGCUCCCUAUCUGGCUUUGGGAGCGGUGAAGAACAUUUCACUGAACAUCUCCAUUUCCAACGUUGGGGAUGAUGCGUAUGAUGUGAACAUAGCGUUCAACUACUCCAAGGAGCUCUUCUUCAUCAAAAUGUGGCAAAAGGAAGAGAUGGGCAUUGCAUGUGAGUUGCUGGAACCAGACUCGGAUUUCCUUAAGUGCAGCGUGGGCUUUCCCUUCAUGAGAUCAAAAUCCAAGUAUGAAUUCAGUGUUAUCUUUGACACCAGUCAUCUGUCUGGGGAAGAGGAGAUCCUUUCAUUCCUGGCCACUGCUCAGAGUGGGAACUUGGAACACAAUCUUCAUGACAACGCUCUCACCCUGUCUGUUCCCCUGAUGCAUGAAGUGGACUCGUCCAUCACAGGAGUGGUGUCCCCCAGUUCCUUUAUUUAUGGUGAGUCUGUGGCAGCAUCACAAUUUGUUCAGCUGGAAGAUUUUGAGUGUCAUUUUCAGGAUCUCAACUUCACUUUUCAGGUCUACAAUGCUGGCCCAAGCACUCUUCCUGGAUCUUCUGUUGAAAUUUCAUUUCCGAACCAUCUUUCAGCUACUGGAGCUGAAAUUUUUCAUAUUCGCCAAACGAUGGUUGCCCAGGACAAGGGAAACUGCUCAUUUCAGAAAAACCCAACACCGUGCAUCAUUCCUCAAGAAAAGGAGAACAUUUUUCACACAAUAUUUGCUUUUUUUACCAAGUCUGGGAGGAAAGUACUGGACUGUGAACAACCAGACAGGUCGUGCUUAAUUAUACACUGUAACUUAAGCUCACUAAUCAAAGCAGAAUCGCGCACCAUAGAUGUGCAGAUGCUGUUGAAUACUGAGAUAUUAAAAAAGGACAGUUCAUCAGUCAUUCAGUUUGUAACCAGGGCAAAGGUGAAGGUGGACACGACCAUCCGGGCAAUAGAAGUUCCCAAUGGGAACGCAGAAGAUGUGACGGUGGUCUUUGAGGCCUUGCACAAUCUGGAGCCUCGUGGUUAUGUGGUUGGAUGGAUCAUUGCUAUCAGCUUGCUGGUGGGAAUUCUCAUCUUCUUGCUGUUGGCUGUGCUGCUAUGGAAGAUGGGCUUCUUUCGCAGAAAAUACAAAGAAAUCAUCGAGGCUGAGAAGAACAGGCAAGAGAAUGAGGAUAGCUGGGACUGGGUGCAGAAAAGCCAGUGAGCUGCUGCAGGAAGGGAGCCAUUCGCAGCCCGGUCAUGUGACACACGAUCGCCGCCCUCUCGGUCCUGCUCAUGUAUCUUCCAUAUGUGGAAGAAGGAAUCUUCUCCAGAUUUUUCGGAGGCCCGCUGACACUGCUGUUCUUCACCUUCUUAAGCUAGGGAACAUAUCCUGAGGCAGGCACUGCAGACAUGUCAGGUGACGGGAGCAUCGCUGUCUUCCGGGAAGCGACGAACUUUGCGAACUGAGCUGCAGUGCAGAGCAAUAUUUAUGAAUCCAACGUAUGUGGUAUACCCUCAGGGGAAGACUCUUGCCUAAAAAAAGUAUUUUUUAUAAAUAUAAGCUUUUUAUACUGAUUAUGUCCUUUUAUAUAUUUGUAUCAAUGUUUUAUGUUUUCUAUUGGAUAGCUAUAUAUAUAAAUAUAUAUAGUUCACUAAGGCUGCAAUUCUGCGCAUGCUUACCUGGCGGGGAGUCCCAAAGGAUAAAGGGGGACUCUCUUCUGAGUUCACAUGCAUAGGAUUGUGCUGUAAAGCACUGAUACCCAGCUGGCGUCUUGAACACGCAUAUGUGUAUAUAUCAAUCAUACUGUACUUUUGAAUUCUGACACAGAAGAGAGAAGCAGAUGAAACUAGAUGAAAAACCUCACAUAGUAAACCCACCACUCUUGGUGAUGGAGUGUAUAAAAAGCCUGCAGUGGUACCAAGCCAAAGUCAUUUCAUCUAAAAAAUGUGGCGGGGGGAGUUUUGAGCUAAAGAAUCCUAAAUGUUUCUCACACUGAUGAUUUUUUUUAAUUCUGCUGUCUGGGACUGUCUUUAAAGUAUGUCACAUUGAAAAAAAAUCACCUUCAAACUCUCCCAGAAAAUGUAUGCAUAUGCUUAACUUAACCAGAAACAUCCUUUUUUAAAAAAAAGUUACCAGGGUGUUUUGUUUUGUCUAUUGGGGGGGGUCAAUAUCCAGUGCCAUCCCUCAGGAAUAUUUAAAUGCUUGUUAUGUAGGAGUCCAUUUGUUUCUACUUAAAGCAGAUCCAACUAAUGCCCGUGUACCAAAUGGACACCCCACCCCUCCACCCCAACAACAGUUUGUGGCCUCGAAGUCACUGACCAUCCUGCUUGGUUUUGCAGUUUCAGGCAGCAAAAACGGGAAGCAUAUUGAGGCUUCCAGGGAUGACUUCAGAUCUAAGUUGGGUUUAGACAUGUACAACUGGACUGGCAAACGUGGACUUCCACACCCUCUGCAGCCUCCUGCAAAUGCUGCAUAGAGGGUGGGGAGCCGAAGAAUUGUCCGGGAAGGAGGGGUCCCCAAAAUCAGGCAGAAGCACCUUCUGAGAGUGGAGCAUUUCCAUCAAUAGAAGGCAGAUCCCAAAUCCAACCCAAUGAGACUUGAAUAACAAGGAUUGUUCACAAUUUCCAGCACUACUCACAACAUUUUUUAAAAAGAUGAUUAUCCUUUUUCUAGAACAAAGAUUAAGGUCUAGUACCCAACCCCCCAGGCAUGUAAAUGUCCAAACUCCGAGGACUCUGCGCAUCCAGCACCUCCAAGAUCUUCACUGCCACCACACCCUCUGCCCUGCAUUUCCUCUAAAACGCUAGUUUUGGUUGUUUAGAUGAAGCUGCUGCGGGGCGAGGCAGCACAGAGGUUUGGCCUUCACACCGCAGAACCUCAGAGUUGGGACUGCAAAUAAUCCUAUCAUCCAGAGAGCCUUCUGGAUAUUGGGCAGUAUAAAAAUGAAAUAACUGUGUCCCACUGGCUGAUGUAGGAUUGGGGGAAAUAGGAUUGCUUCCUAUAAAAUUUGAACCUUGUGAUCUCACAUUUCCACCCAUAGUCUUCCAUCAGUAUUUGGUUCCUCCCUCACUAUGUGACAUACUUUAUGCAUGACAGUGAAUUGCUUGCAACCCAUAGCAGGAUCGGAAGGUCACGCUGGCUUUUAUGCACCCUUCUUCAUAGGGCUGAUUGCACUGAAGAAAGCAGCAAUGAAUGUCUUCCUUUGGCCAAUUCUGACAUUACUGCUAUGUAGUCCUUUGGCAAGGGGAAGGAACUGGGGGUGGGGGGUGUCAAGGUUGCAUAAAUAUAAACAGAAGAAACUCCCAUUAUGUAAUGUCUGAUUAUUUUGUGAUUAUUUAUCUGUCACUUUCCAUGUUAUAUUCCUAGUCUUGGUUUGCUUUUUGCAACUGUCCUCUUAACUUUGGCCAGUCUUUUUUGGAGACUGCAGAACUUUGCUUAUUGUUAGCAAGCUGGGGUUAAGCAGUAAGUCUAUGGAUCAGCUGAGAUUUAUAGCGAAGCUCAUCAGUUUAGGUUUCACUGGUCAUCAGCAAGGUGAUAUUAGCAGAAUUUCCAGCGUCCUCCACACAGUAAAUCAAGCUUCAUUAUAAUUGGGAACAUUCCUGCAAUGGGAAAUUACCCAGGGCUUGUUCACAAAUUACAAUAAGAGCCUUGACUGUUUAGUGUAAGGAAAAAAAAAUUAUGUAUAAGCGCUCAGGUAUUAUAGUCUAAGUUGCAUAGCAUACCCCUUAUCACAGAUUUCAAUUCAUAUCUGUCAUGUUUAGAAAUCAAUGGGAUGAAUAAGUGAUACCACACUUAAGUCACAUUGAUUUCAGUGGGUCUAGUCUAAACUUAUGUUUAACUGCAGGUGCCUAUCUUGCUAAACACCAUUCUUAUUUGGAAAUGAAUUUUCAAUUGACUUUCUUGCAGCUCCAUCAUAAUGGAUUCUGGCAUGGCCAAGUCUUAUGUUCAAAGUGGUACAGACCUCUGUCACCAGUUGUAACAUUUUAAUUCUGCCUGCUAAUGGGAACCCCAAAAGCACAAAUGAACACAAGCAAGCACAUUGAAAUUGUCAGUAUCUCAUGAAAACGCAUUGGGGAGCACAGUAGCUUUUGAGGAAGUGCUAUGGGUAUCUGUGGGGCAAUUUUUGUCAAAAGCAGUGAACUCAAGUGUAUGAAACUGCCUUUUAACCAAAGCCCUACCAGGCAAUUGCGUACGCAUGCAGGGCAAAUGCCUUAGUUGAGUCCUCUGUGAGUGUAUUCAGUGUGGGAACUCUGUAACAGAAGAAGCCACAGACGGAGCAAUUCUGUCACUCACAGGCAUUGAUGGAAGGGCCAUAGGAUACUUUGGAUUCAUGGAUCCAAGAUUAGAAACUGUGCUCUGACCUCUCAGUUUUGACCGCUCUCCAUCUAGCAGCUGAUGCAGAAAAAGUACACACUAGCUGUUCUGUAAGCUUGGGAGAGGAACCUUGGAGAGCAGGAAUGGGGGGUUAGUGGGCAGGGAAAAGGGAAGAGUGAAGAGGCCAGGAAUGAGAUAUUCUGCAUCUCUGAAACACUGUCUCUAGAGAAUUGUAGGGCAGGAAGAUGUGGAGGCAAAGGUAAGCUCUGGCAUUUUUCCUGCUCUGCUACUAAGUUUGGGGGCUUACAAGCACUGUGGUGGGACUGUGGCCUUAUUUUGCUUACAGAGCCCCGCUAGGCCUAGAUGCUAGCAGCUGAAUGGAAAGCCUCCUCUAUCAAUCUCUGUUUUAAAUUUAACUCUUAACUUUGGUUCUUCAGGAAUGGUGAGGUUUUUUUUAAGUUUCCCUGAACAUUCGUAAGUACUUUUGUGUGCAUUUCCCCUGAUAAGUGCAUUUUAGGUAUUUUUGCCAAAUGUACACAUUUUUGCAGGAAUUUUCCUAAUAGAAUGCAUUUUAUGCAAACAUUUUAAUGUAAUACACUUUAAAACAAGCA
Molecule: messenger RNA, 7139 nt
Organism: Varanus komodoensis (Komodo dragon)
Lineage: Eukaryota; Metazoa; Chordata; Lepidosauria; Squamata; Varanidae
Gene: ITGA9
Product: integrin subunit alpha 9
Exons: 28
Coding region: 334-3435 (1033 amino acids)
Biological process (GO): cell adhesion mediated by integrin; cell-cell adhesion; integrin-mediated signaling pathway
Cellular component (GO): external side of plasma membrane; integrin complex
Molecular function (GO): integrin binding
Source: RefSeq, a predicted model, not a curated record